This is a messenger RNA of Lagenorhynchus albirostris (white-beaked dolphin), 6588 nucleotides long. It is a transcript of the gene PLIN4, whose product is annotated as perilipin 4. The record is from RefSeq and is a predicted model, not a curated record. The transcript is spliced from 8 exons. Bases 1066 to 6444 code for a protein of 1792 amino acids. Gene Ontology annotation, biological process: lipoprotein metabolic process; lipid transport. Gene Ontology annotation, cellular component: extracellular region; plasma membrane. NCBI's taxonomy places the organism in Eukaryota, Metazoa, Chordata, Mammalia, Artiodactyla, Delphinidae. Gene Ontology annotation, molecular function: lipid binding.
UUUACCCUGAGGGAGGUGGGAGCCCUGGAGGGCUGUGGGCAGAGGAAGGAAGGGACCUGACUCGGUGUUUAUGAUCAGUUAUUUUUGCUGGGUUUCUCCCCCUUCGCUAUGCUGUGGCAGCCCUGCGGAGAGGGGAGGGGAGGGGAGAGGCACACCCUGUGUUUCCCACCCCCCUUUGCCACCACCUUUGGGAAGCAUUGGCUGAGGAGUUUGGGAGACACCCCUGUUUUGUUCCCCAACUGUUUGGCAAACACAGUGAUGGCUCCAAGGAAACGACCUGGGGGUCAUCAGGCCCAGUGGCUGGACCUUCCCUCCUCCCAGCUUAGCACCCAGAGCCAUCAACUGGACACAGCUGGGAUCCCUGUCCCAGGGGCAGGCAGGGGGCAUUCAAGGAGGGCGUAGCAGUCAUUUCUUUGCCUGCACACCCACCCACAGACAGCCUAUUGGCAUAUAGGCUCUGGAUCUGGGUUCAAAUCCUGUCUCUGCCACUUCCCAGAUCUGUGGCCUCAGGUACAGGAUGCCUCUUCCAGGAAUCCACCCUCGGCUGGCCCAAGCCCACCAGGCCUGGAUCUCACUUCUAGGGCACCUCCAGUUCUGUUGGUGUCCUGUCUUGGUCUGUAUUUAGGCCCUUUCUCAAGGGAAGUCCCUUCUGGAGAGUGACACGUCCCCUCACUGCUCAGGACAGACCCUGCUCCUGUCUUUCUGCCUGGACAAUGCUAAGCUGAUGUUUGUUGAGCACCUGCUAGGUACCAGGCACUGGGGUUAACAGGUUACAUGCGUGACCUCAUUUCACGCUCACGACUACCCUAUGAGUUGGUCCGUUUAGCUGAACAUUUAUUAAGUUGCCAACUGUGUGCCAAGUAUUGUUCUAUUGCAGGGGACACAGCAGUGAACAAAAGACAGGCCUGGUGGAGGUGAGGGAAGAAGCUGUGUGGGUGUCUGGGGAAGAUGCUCCAGGCAGAGGGAAUAACAGGUGCAAAGGUCCUGGGGCAGGGCCAUGCCUGGAGAUUUGGAGGAACAGAGAGGAGGCCUGUGUGGCUGAAGCAUGCUGCUUAGAGGAUUACCAUGUCUGCUCAAGAUGGAGGAGGCCGGGAUCCCCCCAAACCCAAGGGCAAGACCCUGGGCAGCUUCUUUGGGUCCCUGCCUGGCUUCAGUUCUGCCCAGAACCCGGUGGCCCACGCCCACAGCUCAGCGAGAGAGGCCCGGCCAGUCGCCCAUCCCACAGGUGCUCCAGCCGCCGAGACUGCCCAGCCCCAGGCUGAGGUGGCCACCGACCCGGAGCAGACGACCAGGGACGUUGAGAAGACACUGCCGCUUUCAGACAGGGUCAUCUCCAGGACAAACGACCUAGUGUGGUCCAAGAUGACCAGGACCAAGGAUGCCUUCUCGUGUGGGAUGGCCAACAUCGUGGACACAGCUAAAGGCGUGGUCCAAGGAGGCCUGGGCAUGACCCAGUCCACACUCACAGGCACCAAGGAUGCAGUGUCCACUGGACUCACUGGGGCAGUGAACAUGGCCAAGGGCACCGUCCAGAUGGGCAUGGAUACCACCAAGACUGUCCUGACAGGCACCAAAGAUGCAGUGUCCAGUGGGCUCACUGGAGCAAUGGGUGUGGCCAAGGGGGCCGUCCAGACGGGCGUGGACACCACCAAGACCGUCCUGACAGGCACCAAAGAUGCAGUGUCCACUGGGCUCACUGGGGCAGUGAACAUGGCCAAGGGCACCGUCCAGACGGGCGUGGACACCACCAAGACCGUCCUCACAGGCACCAAAGAUGCAAUGUCCACUGGGCUCACUGGAGCAAUGGGUGUGGCCAAAGGAACCGUCCAGAUGGGUGUGGACACCACCAGGACUGUCCUCACAGGCACCAAAGAUGCAGUGUCCACUGGGCUAACUGGGUCAGUGAACAUGGCCAAGGGCACCGUCCAAACUGGCAUGGACACCACCAAGACCGUCCUGACAGGCACCAAAGAUGCAAUGUCCACUGGGCUCACUGGAGCAAUGGGCGUGGCCAAAGGAACCGUCCAGAUGGGCGUGGACACCACCAAGACUGUCCUGACAGGCACCAAAGAUGCAGUGUCUACUGGGCUCACUGGGGCAGUGAACAUGGCCAAGGGCACUGUCCAGACUGGCAUGGACACCACCAAGACCGUCCUAACAGGCACCAAAGAUGCAGUGUCCAGUGGGCUCACUGGAGCAAUGGGUGUGGCCAAGGGGGCCGUCCAGACGGGCGUGGACACCACCAAGACUGUCCUCACAGGCACCAAAGAUGCAAUGUCUGCUGGCCUCACUGGGGCAGUGAACAUGGCCAAGGGCACUGUCCAAACUGGCAUGGAUACCACCAAGACCGUCCUGACAGGCACCAAAGAUGCAGUGUCCACUGGGCUCACUGGGGCAGUGAACAUGGCCAAGGGCACCGUCCAAACUGGCAUGGACACCACCAAGACCGUCCUAACAGGCACCAAAGAUGCAGUGUCCACUGGGCUCACUGGAGCAAUGGGCGUGGCCAAGGGGGCCGUCCAGACGGGCAUGGACACCACCAAGACCGUCCUAACAGGCACCAAAGAUGCAGUGUCCGCUGGGCUCACUGGGGCAGUGAACAUGGCCAAGGGCACCGUCCAGACGGGUGUGGACACCACCAAGACCGUCCUCACAGGCACCAAAGAUGCAAUGUCCGCUGGACUCCAUGGGGCAAUGGGUGUGGCCAAAGGAACCGUCCAGAUGGGCGUGGACACCACCAAGACUGUCCUGACAGGCACCAAAGAUGCAGUGUCCAGUGGGCUCACUGGGGCAGUGAACAUGGCCAAGGGCACCGUCCAAACUGGCAUGGACACCACCAAGACCGUCCUGACAGGCACCAAAGAUGCAAUGUCCACUGGGCUCACUGGAGCAAUGGGCGUGGCCAAAGGAACCGUCCAGAUGGGCGUGGACACCACCAAGACUGUCCUGACAGGCACCAAAGAUGCAGUGUCUACUGGGCUCACUGGGGCAGUGAACAUGGCCAAGGGCACUGUCCAGACUGGCAUGGACACCACCAAGACCGUCCUAACAGGCACCAAAGAUGCAGUGUCCAGUGGGCUCACUGGAGCAAUGGGUGUGGCCAAAGGAACCGUCCAGAUGGGCGUGGACACCACCAAGACUGUCCUCACAGGCACCAAAGAUGCAAUGUCUGCUGGCCUCACUGGGGCAGUGAACAUGGCCAAGGGCACUGUCCAAACUGGCAUGGAUACCACCAAGACCGUCCUGACAGGCACCAAAGAUGCAGUGUCUACUGGGCUCACUGGGGCAGUGAACAUGGCCAAGGGCACCGUCCAAACUGGCAUGGACACCACCAAGACCGUCCUAACAGGCACCAAAGAUGCAGUGUCCACUGGGCUCACUGGAGCAAUGGGCGUGGCCAAGGGGGCCGUCCAGACGGGCAUGGACACCACCAAGACCGUCCUGACAGGCACCAAAGAUGCAGUGUCCACUGGGCUCACUGGGGCAGUGAACAUGGCCAAGGGCACCGUCCAGACGGGUGUGGACACCACCAAGACCGUCCUCACAGGCACCAAAGAUGCAAUGUCCGCUGGACUCCAUGGGGCAAUGGGUGUGGCCAAAGGAACCGUCCAGAUGGGCGUGGACACCACCAAGACUGUCCUGACAGGCACCAAAGAUGCAGUGUCCAGUGGGCUCACUGGGGCAGUGAACAUGGCCAAGGGCACCGUCCAAACUGGCAUGGACACCACCAAGACUGUCCUCACAGGGACCAAAGAUGCAGUGUCCGCUGGCCUCACUGGAGCAAUGGGUGUGGCCAAAGGAACCGUCCAGAUGGGCGUGGACACCACCAAGACCGUCCUGACAGGCACCAAAGAUGCAAUGUCUGCUGGACUCACUGGAGCAAUGGGUGUGGCCAAAGGAACCGUCCAGAUGGGCGUGGACACCACCAAGACUGUCCUGACAGGCACCAAAGAUGCAAUGUCUGCUGGACUCCAUGGGGCAAUGGGUGUGGCCAAAGGAACCGUCCAAACUAGCAUGGACACCACCAAGACCGUCCUCACAGGGACCAAAGAUGCAAUGUCCGCUGGACUCACUGGAGCAAUGGGUGUGGCCAAAGGAACCGUCCAGAUGGGCGUGGACACCACCAAGACUGUCCUGACAGGCACCAAAGAUGCAAUGUCCGCUGGACUCCAUGGGGCAAUGGGUGUGGCCAAAGGAACCGUCCAGAUGGGCGUGGACACCACCAAGACUGUCCUCACAGGCACCGAAGAUGCAGUAUCCACUGGGCUCACUGGGGCAGUGAACAUGGCCAAGGGCACCGUCCAGAUGGGCAUGGACACCACCAAGACCGUCCUGACAGGCACCAAAGAUGCAAUGUCUGCUGGACUCACUGGAGCAAUGGGUGUGGCCAAAGGAACCGUCCAGAUGGGCGUGGACACCACCAAGACCGUCCUGACAGGCACCAAAGAUGCAAUGUCCGCUGGACUCACUGGAGCAAUGGGUGUGGCCAAAGGAACCGUCCAGAUGGGCGUGGACACCACCAAGACUGUCCUGACAGGCACCAAAGAUGCAAUGUCUGCUGGACUCACUGGCGCAAUGGGCAUGGCCAAAGGAACCGUCCAGACCGGCGUCGACACCACCAAGACUGUCCUGACAGGCACCAAAGAUGCAAUGUCUGCUGGACUCCAUGGGGCAAUGGGUGUGGCCAAAGGAACCGUCCAAACUAGCAUGGACACCACCAAGACCGUCCUCACAGGGACCAAAGAUGCAAUGUCCGCUGGACUCACUGGAGCAAUGGGUGUGGCCAAAGGAACCGUCCAGAUGGGCGUGGACACCACCAAGACUGUCCUGACAGGCACCAAAGAUGCAAUGUCCGCUGGACUCCAUGGGGCAAUGGGUGUGGCCAAAGGAACCGUCCAGAUGGGCGUGGACACCACCAAGACUGUCCUGACAGGCACCAAAGAUGCAAUGUCCGCUGGACUCACUGGAGCAAUGGGUGUGGCCAAAGGAACCGUCCAGAUGGGCGUGGACACCACCAAGACUGUCCUGACAGGCACCAAAGAUGCAAUGUCCGCUGGACUCCAUGGGGCAAUGGGUGUGGCCAAAGGAACCGUCCAGAUGGGCGUGGACACCACCAAGACUGUCCUCACAGGCACCGAAGAUGCAGUGUCCACUGGGCUCACUGGGGCAGUGAACAUGGCCAAGGGCACCGUCCAGAUGGGCAUGGACACCACCAAGACCGUCCUGACAGGCACCAAAGAUGCAGUGUCCACAGGGCUCACUGGGGCAGUGAAUGUGGCUACAGGGGCUUUGCAAACUGGGCUGAAUACAACCACAAAUGUUUCAGCUGGCAUGGCUGGUGCCGUGAAUGUGGCCAAUGCUGCUGCCCAGUGGGGUCUGGACACCUCGAAGGCUGUCCUCACUGGCACCAAAGACGCCGUGUCCACUGGGCUCACCAGGGUAGGGAACGUGGCCCGAGGAGGUGUGCAGACUGGUCUCGGAACCAUCCAGAACUGGUUACCUGUUUCCCAGGAUGCUGCCUCUGGUGGACUCGCCACUUCCGGAGCCCCAGAUGAAGGAGAACAAACCAUCCUGAACCCUCAUGAGGCUCAGUCCUGUGGGGUCUCCAGGCCCCCGGACACUCUGUGUGCACGCCUGGACCUUGCUGGGAAAGCCACCACUAAUACCAAGGGCCUCGUGUCAGCUGAGGUGACUUUCACCCCAGAGGCCGCCCUGGGCAAGAAGGAUGACGUAGGGCCUGGGGCCACCACUUGCGGCCAGGAAGGAGCCCGGGGCUUUGCAACACUCCGGCACACACUGGAGGAGCUGGGGGAGAUCUUCCAGCCCAUGAGCGCCGAGGAGCAAGCUCAGCUGGCUGCCUCCCAGCCCCGGCUGAGGGAGGCCAUGGCCGACCAAAGCAGCUACUUCGUGCGUCUGGGCGACUUGGACCCCAGCUUCCGCCAGCGGGCUUUCGAGCACGCCUUAAGCCACCUGCAGCAAGGCCAGUUCCAGGCCCUGGACGUGCUGGCCCAGCUCGAGGACGCCUUCUGGCUGAUUGAGAAGGCCCAGCAGGCUCCAGACCGGCAGCCGUGGCCGGACCAGGACCUGAGCAGCCAAGCCGGCGCCCAAGAGGUGCCAGCCGCCGGGGCUCUGUCCAGGGUCUGCAGCCUUGUCCAGCAGCUCCAUGUGGCCUACAGCAGCCUGGCCUCCAGCCUCCAGGGCCUCCCCGCCGAGCUCCGGUGGCAGCUCAGGCAGGCGCGGCACAGCCUCUGCGAGCUCCACAGCGUUGUCUCCUCUGCCGCCUCCGUGGCGGAGCUGCCAGCCGAGCGCCUGGCCCAGAGCCGCCAGGGCGUACGCCAGGCGUGGCAGGGGCUGGAGCAGCUGCUGGAGACCGUGCAGCACAGCCCUCCACUCAGCUGGCUGGUGGGGCCCUUCACCCUGCACCCCAAUGGGCAGCAGCUGUAGGCGCCCCUCCCCCACCCGAAACCAGCCCCAACCCCCGGAAGCUCUGGGCCCUGCCGGCUGGCACCCCACCUUUCUCCCUGAGCACGGCUGGCCCUUCUCCUGGCCGAGGAGCCCAGGGCGGCUAAGACCCUCGAUGCCGGCGGG